This is a messenger RNA of Panonychus citri (citrus red mite), 1192 nucleotides long. Its product is annotated as SPARC-like. The record is from RefSeq and is a predicted model, not a curated record. Gene Ontology annotation, biological process: anatomical structure development. The transcript has 8 exons. Bases 170 to 970 code for a protein of 266 amino acids. NCBI's taxonomy places the organism in Eukaryota, Metazoa, Arthropoda, Arachnida, Trombidiformes, Tetranychidae. Gene Ontology annotation, molecular function: protein binding; calcium ion binding; extracellular matrix binding.
AAUCUCUUCCUAAAAUAGUUUACUUUUCAUCUUCUUUCACAGUUUUCUUUGAUUAUAUUCUUCCAGUGGCAAACUAAAGUUCUGAUUUUUUAUUAGAAUUUUCUUAUUAAUGUGAUUAAGUUAAUUGUUGUUCUUUAGAAAGAAAAUUUCACCAACUUGUUGAUCCAAAAUGGUGCUCGUUAAAUUGUGUCUCUUUAUUACAAUUCUUCUUUUCUUUUCUGGUUUACUAACAGUUAAUUGUGAAAAGAAAGUGACCAAAGUUGAUAAGACAUCAACGAAUUCAGUUGUUGGUAAAUCGAUCACAAACAAAACUAGUAUUUCAAAAGACCCUUGUUCUAAGGCUCGAUGUGGACCAGGACGAGAAUGUGUCAUUGAUCCUGCAACAGCAGAGGCCAAAUGUCUUUGUAUAAGGGAAUGUGGACCUAAUAAAGAUCCUCGUCGACAAGUUUGCGACAAUUACAAUAACACUUGGAACUCAGAUUGUCAUCUUUUCCGCCAUCAAUGUGUCUGCAAAGAAGGUGAAUCAAAGGAUUGUACUGAUAAUCAUUUGCAUAUGCACAUUGAUUAUUAUGGUGAAUGCAAAGAGCUUGGAUCUUGUGAUCAAGGUACUUUGGCUGAUUUCCCAAGGCGAAUGAAGGAAUGGCUUUAUACAAUCAUGAGCAAGAAAUAUCCAAAGCCCGCUGAUCACGAGAAGGACAAUUAUCACCAUGGUUGGAUUAAUGCGAUCAUCUGGAAGUUUUGUGAUUUAGACACUGAACCUCAUGAUAGGAAAGUCUCUCGACAUGAACUGUUUCCACUUCGAGCACCUUUAUUAUCAAUGGAACCUUGUAUUGGUCGAUUUUUGGACUCGUGUGACCCUAACGAUGACCAUUUGGUGACCUUAGCUGAAUGGGGUAACUGUUUGGGCGUUGAAAAAGGUGAAAUUGAGGAUAAAUGCAAUGAAUUUAAUUCAUCAAACGAGGAUAAAUAAUCAAGCAAUUAAUCAAUGCCAUUUGGAAUUACAAUAUUGGAUUGGAAAAUGAUUACAAUUAAUUAAUCGCCGUUGUUACAAUUUACACACUUUUUUUCUUAUAAACUAAUCAAUGAUCGCAAUCAAAAACAAACAUUAUGUAUUAAUCAUGUUAAUUGUCAACUUUAAUUGUUUCCUAAAAAUACCAACAAUCAAUAAUUAAAGCUUGAAGCUUGACAAUUU